GUUUAUAUAUGCUUCGUCUAAAGCAUUCGCCAAUAGGGUCGGCAUUUUCUUUUCCCUUUUUCGUUUUUUCUUUUUUGGUUAAGAGUCUCGGGCUUUUCACAUUGGCUUUUCUUCUGCCUACAGUUUCUGUAAACCGUUUCCAUUGACAUCAUUCAUCACCAACGUGAUCCUGAUAUUAGAGGUACAUAUUCUCAUAGUCAACUCUGAUCAAAAUGAGAAUUCUAAAAUGGCCGACCAAAUCCACCAUGAUCCAUAAAAAGCAGAAUAAAAAGACAAUAUAAGUGCACCUCCAAGCCUAUUCAUCUGUAAACCCAAACACCAUCACAACAACAUGAUGGAUAACCCGACUAAUUACAGUAAUGGCAAUCCUUACCUCCAGAUUGCUCCGGUGCAUUCUAAUGGAUACGGGCCAUCUAGCAGAAGACCGAUGAGUAGGAUAUGCGAUGCGUUGAGCAGGUGUGGGAAAAGGGUUGACGAUGUUACUAGAAAAGCUGAGGUUUUUGCUGAUAACGUCUGGCAUCAUUUGAAAGUUAGCUCCAGUUUCACUGAUGCAGCCAUGGCAAGGAUUUCUCAAGGGACAAAGGUACUCACUGAAGGAGGACAUGAUAAAGUAUUCCAGCAGGCAUUUGGGGUUUUGCCUGGAGAGAAGCUUUUAAAGGCUUAUGUUUGCUAUUUGUCAACUUCCUCUGGCCCUGUGAUUGGAACACUUUAUAUAUCCACUAAAAGAAUGGCGUUUUCUAGUGAUUAUCCCUUCUGGUAUUAUUCUUCUACUGGGCAGCAGCAGCGGAUGUAUUACAAGGUGGUGGUGCAGCUUGAUAAGUUAAGAACAGCAAACCCGUCUUCAAGCAGAAUCAACCCUUCUGAAAAAUACAUCCAAAUUGUGACAACAGAUGGUCAUGACUUCUGGUUUAUGGGAUUCGUAUCAUAUGACAAAGCACUCAAGCAAUUAACUGAGGCUUUACAGUGCUCUCGAGACUCUUCUGGGGAUAUCCCUCUUACUACUGUAUAAGGCAUGAAAUCCCCUUCUUUCUUCCUUUCAACUAAAUUGCUGAUAGUGUGCCAAAGUAAUGUUCAAUGACGUAAUGUAAUGUUAUAGUAAAAAUCCGUAUAUUGCUAUAAUAAAAUUAGGUGUGAUGUCAGCAAAGGUAAGAGGUAACAACAGUCUUAGUUUUUAGUAGGAGUUAAAAGGAUAGUGUUUAAAGGUUGUAAUAGUAGCUUUAGUCUUUACUGAUGUCUUAGGUGGGUCUUUAUAGGAGUGAUCAUAUCUGUCAUGGUCCUGAGAAUGAGGAGGGACGUGUUCCGGUUUUACAGGGGUACAUAGUGCCCUGUGGCUGCAAGGUUUUGUGUGUUGCCUAUUCUAUGUUUAUCGAAUUAGUUCCGAGUUUACUGAUAGAGGCGAGUUCAUAACUUGCUUGAGAAGGCGAGUCUCCAUCAAGGUGGAUGGUCAGAGAUUAAUAUACAAUUUUUGAGCUUUGAUCUUCUUGUAACUUUGCCUAUUACAGGGUUAUGCAAUACAAUGGUUUGAGUUUACUGAUAA
Ricinus communis (castor bean) is the source of this 1537-nucleotide messenger RNA. RefSeq names its product GEM-like protein 1. The transcript has 4 exons. The record is from RefSeq and is a predicted model, not a curated record. NCBI's taxonomy places the organism in Eukaryota, Viridiplantae, Streptophyta, Magnoliopsida, Malpighiales, Euphorbiaceae. Bases 332 to 1009 code for a protein of 225 amino acids.